Molecule: messenger RNA, 1794 nt
Organism: Oryza brachyantha (malo sina)
Lineage: Eukaryota; Viridiplantae; Streptophyta; Magnoliopsida; Poales; Poaceae
Product: DNA-binding protein BIN4
Exons: 12
Coding region: 350-1495 (381 amino acids)
Biological process (GO): DNA endoreduplication; chromosome organization
Cellular component (GO): DNA topoisomerase type II (double strand cut, ATP-hydrolyzing) complex; nucleus
Molecular function (GO): double-stranded DNA binding
Source: RefSeq, a predicted model, not a curated record
CUGCCUUACGCCCUCCGCCGCUGCCCACUGCGGCACCGCCCCCCGACGCCGAUUCGCGGAUCCCCUCUCCGGUUCGCCCGAGGCGGAGAGGCCCCGACGCCGCCGGUCGACGAGCCCGACGCCGAUCUGUCAUCCAUGAGACAGUGAGAGAUAGCUGAGACUGACGCCAAUAUGCCAUCGGGGAAUUUGGGGGCCCAUUUAAUGGUAUCUAUUGGGCUUCUAUUGGGCCGGUUAGUGUGAGUAACCUCAGAUCCGCCGCCGCCGCCGCUCCAGCCGUCCACCUCCGCCGCCAUCGCUCGCCGCCGGCGCCGCCUCGCCUCAGCACCUCGUGUCCAAAGCAGCCGCAGGCAUGGUGGGUGAGGAGGAAGAAGACCCCGACUGGCUCCGCGCGUUCCAGGCGCCAACCACUUCAAUGGUGAUGCUUUCUUCUGGCUCCGAUGAUUCUCCUGAAAACAGUCCUACAAGGACUGCUCCAGCUGGAGAAGAAAAAGGGGGAGGAAUCAAGGCUAGUUCGGAACACGCAGGCGAUGGAGAUGUGGCUGCACAAAAUAAAGGAAAAAUGGCAACACGUACUAGGAGAAAAACCCCUAGUAGUCAAGAAGAUGCUUUUGACAAAGAUGAGGGACCAACCAUCGAUGGAAAACAAGCCAAGCCUGCAAAACGAUCAACUCCAAAGAAGAAUUUGGUUAAACUCCCAUCUGAUUCUAAUUCUUCACCUGGAAACAACCCUUCAAGGACUGGUGAAACUAAUAAAGAAGAGGAUUCACUUAACACUUCUAACACAAAACAUGGUCAGCAAGUCAAGGGAAAAAAAACAAAGGUUACUGGACUAAAAGCUGGUCCAGAUCAAAUAGAUGAUACCUUGGAACAACAAGAAGAUGGAGUUGCAGUUGCUGAGGAAGACGUGCAGGAUAAACUUACAGAGCACUCAGUCUCUCAGAGGCUGCCAUUGAUCAUUCCUGAUAAAGUUCAGCGUACAAAGGCAUUGAUUGAAUGUGACGGUGACUCGAUAGACUUAAGUGGAGACAUUGGAGCUGUUGGGAGAAUAGUAAUUUCAAAUAGCCCUAAUGGAAAUCAAGAUUUGUUACUGGACCUAAAAGGAACUGUAUACAAAUCAACAAUUGUUCCAUCCAGGACAUUUUGUGUUGUCAGUGUGGGACAAACAGAAGCAAAGAUAGAGGCUAUAAUGAACGACUUUAUUCAAUUGGAACCCCAGUCCAAUUUAUUUGAAGCAGAGACUAUGAUGGAAGGUACCCUUGAUGGAUUCACAUUUGAUUCAGACGAGGAGGGUGACAAACUUCUUGAAUCACAUGCUUCUCAAAACGAUCAAAAUAAUGAAGAUGAAGAUCAACCUAAGGCAAAAAACAAAAGGAAAGCUGAGAAGCCCCUGGUGAAAGGACAGAAGAAAGCGAAGGCGAAGGUUGCAGGAAAGGCUGCUAAAAAGGGCACAAGGAAAACCCAAAUUACAAAGAGAACAAAGAAGGCGAAGAAAUAGAUCAGAUCAGUUAUGAAACCGGGACAACUACCAGUAAAGACUAGAGAAUCCACUCCAAACCGAUCUGAUUCGAGUCAUCAGUGUAGCAUCAUGUACUUUUAAGUGGAGAAUGAAAGUAGUAGGGUUGCAUAUAAUUGUGAAAUCCAUUUUUUUUUAUGGUUUAUGAGCUUUUUAUGUAUCCCAACUUGUAUGUUGUAUAACUAGCAGAUAGUCAAAUUUAGCCAGAUUUGAAAAUGUAUGGAUAUCAAACACUUGCCGUUCAUCUUUUAAAUUAUUUGAACUGAAAGCGCAAUGAUAGU